AUGACUGGCUACAACGGUAGCACGAGUUUAUAUUUAAUCGAGGAUAAAAGUAAUUCAAAUGCAGGUGUUGCCAAACCGAUUGCCAGUGCCCCGCCUCCAAGUGUUUCGAAGCAAUACCGCUCCGACUACGUAUAUAAUAAAGACACCAACGCGUUUUACAAACUACACACCGACAGCGCUAAGAUGUGGGACGCCAAGGGCUCUUGCACCACUGAGGGAGCCCAGUUGAUGGUGCCGGCUUCAGAACAGGAUAUAAUUCAGCUUCAUUCGAUGUUCAAGAGAUUUCCAGAUCUGGGGAACUAUGUUUGGGUGGAUGAAGACGGAAAAGACCAUGAAUCUGCAGAGGAACAGCCGAUGAUUGAUUUGUCAGACUCUGUAACGGAAGCGAUGAGGUCUAGGUUCGCAUUACAAGGGUGCGAUGUGGUUACUCGGCAGGGAGAAAUCGAAACCUCACCCUGCUACAACCGAUUACCUUUCAUUUGCAAAGUGGAAGCCAUCGAUGCGCCUUACGAUACGCACUGUGGGGUUUUUGCUAUAGGGUACCAAUACGUGGAGAGCACUGGAAGCUGCUAUAAGAUCUCCAAAGUAGCCUAUUCCUGGAACCAAGCUUAUGACGAAUGUCAAGCCGAGAAUGCCCACCUGGUGGUCCUUAAUUCGGAAGCGGAGAUGUUGGUCGUGAAGAAUUUGACGAAUGCAGCGGCCCCAGUUGACGAAGCCCAGACCACAUAUUUCUUUUAUGCCGGUUUCAGAGCACAGGAACCCACUAAAAACGAAACUCCCGUGUUCAAGACGAUUUUCAAUCAAACAUUACAAGAAGCCGGUUUCAGUGGCUGGUCCGAAAACGAACCUAACAACGCGAACAACAUCGAAUUUUGCGGCACGCUCUUCAAAAACGACGGCAAACUGAAUGACGUCGACUGCUCCGAUAAAUACGCCUUCAUAUGCGAAAAGGAGGUGCAUAUGUAAACCGUUCUGUGU
This is a messenger RNA of Bombyx mandarina (wild silkworm), 978 nucleotides long. It is a transcript of the gene CTL11, whose product is annotated as C-type lectin 11. The record is from RefSeq and is a predicted model, not a curated record. Lineage: Eukaryota; Metazoa; Arthropoda; Insecta; Lepidoptera; Bombycidae.